Molecule: messenger RNA, 807 nt
Organism: Colletotrichum spaethianum
Lineage: Eukaryota; Fungi; Ascomycota; Sordariomycetes; Glomerellales; Glomerellaceae
Product: polysaccharide monooxygenase Cel61a
Exons: 6
Coding region: 1-807 (268 amino acids)
Source: RefSeq, a predicted model, not a curated record
AUGCAGAUCGCUGCUUGUAUCUUGGGCCUUGCGGCUCUUGUCGCUGGGCACGGGUACGUCGACAAUGCCACUAUCGGCGGAACCUACUACCAGUUCUAUCAGCCGUAUACGGACCCCUACACCAACCCUGCACCUCAAAGAAUCUCGCGCCCUAUCCAGGGCAACGGCCCGGUUGAGAGCGUCACCUUGGCCGAUGUCCAAUGCGGAGGGUAUACGGCGGGAGGUAUCUCUGGUUCCCAACCCGCGGCGCUCCACGCCCCAGCUGCGGCGGGAUCGACCGUCACGCUCCGAUGGACUCUGUGGCCUGAAUCCCAUGUUGGACCGGUCAUCACCUACAUGGCACGGUGCCCUGACGCUGGCUGCAACAGCUGGCAACCCGGUACCUCAGCUGUUUGGUUCAAGGUCAAGGAAGGCGGGCGCACCGGAACUUCCAACACAUGGGCUGCUGUAAGUUUGGACAAUGUCAUCGGGCACGUAAAGCGACGCGAGUUUUCUAACUCAGAUUUCGAACAGAGCGCCCUCAUGGUUCCCAACUCUGGUUACCAGUACACCAUCCCGUCUUGCCUGAAGCCAGGCUACUACCUGGUCCGUCACGAGAUCAUUGCUCUCCACGCCGCCUACUCCUACCCUGGUGCCCAGUUCUACCCCGGGUGUCAUCAACUGCAAGUCACCGGCUCUGGCACCAAGACUCCUACAUCUUUGGUUGCUUUCCCAGGUGCAUACAAGGCGACCGAUCCUGGCGUCACUUACGAUGCUUACAAGGCGUCAACUUACACCAUCCCCGGCCCAGCCGUUUUCACUUGCUAG